Molecule: messenger RNA, 1260 nt
Organism: Rhinocladiella mackenziei CBS 650.93
Lineage: Eukaryota; Fungi; Ascomycota; Eurotiomycetes; Chaetothyriales; Herpotrichiellaceae
Exons: 2
Coding region: 1-1260 (419 amino acids)
Biological process (GO): NADPH regeneration
Cellular component (GO): cytoplasm
Molecular function (GO): nucleotide binding; oxidoreductase activity
Source: RefSeq, a predicted model, not a curated record
AUGGCGCCACCUUCGGUUCUGAUGGUAGGUACUGGCGAGUACACCACCGGCUUUGUAGCAGGCGCUGCUUCAACGUCAGACAAGAAAGUCGGGGUUGUUGGCUUAACCCUCUUCGAUCUCCGCCGUCGCAGGAAGGUAUCGAACCUGUCCAUGGCAGGCGUCUCCGGCCAGAAAUUCCCAGCAAUCAGGCAACAUCUUCAAAAGAACAUCUCCGAGGCCUACAACGGCCUCGAUGUUUCUUUCAAGUCAUACCCCUCCGACGACCGAACCGACCCAGAAGCAUACAAAACUGCCAUCGAUGCCCUCCCUAGAGGCUCUGCGGUCACAAUCUUUACCCCGGACUCGACACACUAUGACAUCGCAAAAUACGCUAUUGCACGAGGAAACCAUGUGCUCCUGACCAAGCCAACGACCAAGCUGCUCUCCCACCAUCUCGAUCUCCUCGCCUUAGCCCAAGAACACAAGGUUUUCGUGUACAUUGAACACCACAAGCGCUACGACCCCGCGUAUGCCGACGCGAAAUUCAAGUCUCGUAACCUCGGCGACUUCAACUACUUCUACAGCUACAUGUCGCAACCGAAAUCCCAGCUCGAGACGUUCAAAGCCUGGGCAGGCAAGGAGUCCGACAUCUCGUACUACUUGAACUCGCAUCACGUGGAUAUCUGCGAAUGGAUGGUGCGGGACGCAGGCUGGCGACCUUCCACGGUUCGCGCAAGCGCGAGCGUAGGCAUUUCUGAAUCCGUCGGCUGCGUCGAGGGCACCGAGGACACCAUCACACUCCUGGUCGACUGGACGCGGAGCACCGACAACAAGCGCGCCACCGGCAUCUACACCGCCAGCUGGACGGCGCCGAUGAACGCGGGCGUCCACUCGCAGCAGCAUUUCCACUACAUCGCGUCCCGAGGCGAGGUGAAUGUGAACCAAGCCAAGCGCGGUUAUGACGUGGUCGAUGAGUCCGAUCAUUCGGGAAGUUCGCUGAAAUGGUGUAAUCCGUUCUACAUGCGCUAUGCGCCGGACGAGGAAGGCAACUUCAACGGCCAGGGCGGUUAUGGGUACGUGAGUUUUGAAAAGUUCAUCGAUGGUGUCACGGCGGUGAACGAGGGCAGAGUCACUGUCGAGGAGUUAGAUAGGAGAGGACUGCCCACCUUGAGGAAUACGAUUCUCACGACAGCCAUCUUGGAGGCUGGUAGGAGGAGUCUAGAUGAAGGGGGGAGAUUGGUGCAGAUUGUGGGCCAGGGGGAUAAAGUCGAAUUGGAGUAG